Cajanus cajan (pigeon pea) is the source of this 1767-nucleotide messenger RNA. RefSeq lists its product as uncharacterized. Lineage: Eukaryota; Viridiplantae; Streptophyta; Magnoliopsida; Fabales; Fabaceae. The record is from RefSeq and is a predicted model, not a curated record.
AUUAUCCAUUUUUUUUUCUCUCUCUUCUUAAUGUUAUUACAUAAAGUGCCAUGAAAAUGACACAUUGUAUGGAAAAAAACAGAGAGUGGCGAAGCACAGUACGUGGCAGCUUGCACCGGUUCUUCUGAUGAUCCCUUUUCUGAAAUUAAAAAAAAAAAAAAAAAGUGUUGAUCGAUGAGAAGAGAAGAAAAAGAUGGAGCUAUGGAACAGAGCCCGAAGCUUUGCGGAGGAAGCAGCGAAACGAUCCCAGGAUCUGUCGUUGGGAGCUUCAGCUUCCAAAUUUGCAGACAUCAUAACAGAGACCACCAAAGAGAUCGCAGCACAAGCUUCCAAGCGUUUGCCCCAACAUUAUUUCAAAAACGACGUCGAUCUCAUCACUUUUGGCAUCACCGAAGAGUUGAGGGAAUUCGUCAGAGGGAUCACCAUCGCCACCUUUGAAUAUUUCCCCCUUCAAGAUGAUACGGAUUUGUCUGAUGUUCCUGCAGUUUCAAAUAUUAGGCAGGAUCUAACCGAGUGGCAGCAAAAACAUGCAAGCCUUGUUCUUUCUACAGUCAAGGAGAUUUCAAGAUUGAGGUAUGAUCUGUGUCCACGAGUCAUGAAAGAGAGGAAGUUUUGGAGAAUAUAUUUUAUACUUGUGAAUAAUCAUAUUGCACCCUAUGAAAAUCGGUACAUGGAAGAAGAAAAACUAAAAUCAUCUGAACAAGAUCACAAAGUGAUGAUGAAAUCCUUAAGCACUGAAUUGAACUCUAAUCAAGAGGUGCAGGAAGUGAAAAAAGAGACCAAAUCUUCAAAACCAUCAACUGAGCAAGACUUGGAUGUAUUUCUUCUGGGAGGAGACAGUGAUGAUGAGCCUGAUGAUGGGGAUGGGGGAUAUGAUGAUGAUUUGGACAAACUGAUGGAUAAUUCGGAAAAAAAUUCUAACACUAUAAUGUUGACAAACAAUGGAGACUGAUAUGUAAAUAUAUUUUUAUUUAGGAAUCAAAAUAAUGUAAAGACUAAACAAAACACAUUGCUAGCCUAGGCAUAGAGACCAAACUUUUAGUUGAUUAAUGACAAUUGUCCUGUUGGGAUUUUUCACCCAACCUCCGCCCAGUACAAUUGGUUAAUCAAGUGUGUAAAUAUGAUUUUGUCUUAUAAUUAAAUAAUAAUAAAUGAAUAUGUUUAUAUAUAAUUAUCAAUUUUUACUUGUUUCACUACUAGUUAAAUAUGCCUUACAGCUGGUUAAUAGUAUUAUGGUCAUUGAAAUGUCUAACGGUGAUUAACUGUCUUACAAGUAAUAUAUACUUGUCACUCUAAUCGUUAAAUGUCUCAUAAGUGAUUAAUAGAAUAUGAGGCUAUUGAAAUGUCUAACAAUGAUUGACUGUAUCUUAAAAGUGGUUAAUUGUAUAGGUGGACAUUGGGUGGACAAUUCACAAGUGGACAAUUAUAAUUCUUUUUAAUUUAACCUAUUUUAGGGUUGACAUUUUAGGUAAGCACUUGAUCACCUAUUUAAUAUUUGAACUUGAGGUUGCGGUUAAAUCUAAUUAUUUAGUAAAUUUACUCGAUCAAGCCUCUUUUUUGGUUGGAUAACAAAGUAGAAGAAAGGUUUUCCACAUUUGAAAUAAACAACUGCUUACUUUUGUAAGGCCAUAAUCCUAACCUUUGUUGUAAGGACUAAGGACGUUAAUCUUCACUUGUGUUAGAAUUUGGAAACGAUGGUGCUUGCUUACUAUUAUAAAGUGUGGUAUGAUGACUGACUUGACUUGCAUAGACCUUGGCAGUUGGCAG